Molecule: messenger RNA, 2361 nt
Organism: Microthlaspi erraticum
Lineage: Eukaryota; Viridiplantae; Streptophyta; Magnoliopsida; Brassicales; Brassicaceae
Source: the annotation of a GenBank genome assembly
AUGGAACUCUCUUUUCCUCUUGGAGUUAGGAAUCAUAGAUCAUUGAUUCUUGUGGUACUAAGCCUGGUAAUUCUCAAUGUGCAUAGCAGUUUCGUGGUCCGAGUCGGUGCUGAGAGCAAGGUUCAUAUAGUGUAUUUGGGUGAGAAGCAGCAUGAUGAUCCAGAGUUUGUCACGGAAUCUCAUCAUCGAAUGUUAUGGUCACUUCUUGGAAGUAAAGAGGAUGCUCAUGAUUCAAUGGUACAUAGUUUCCGACAUGGCUUCUCAGGUUUUGCAGCCAAGCUUACCAAGUCCCAAGCCAAGAAAAUAGCCGAUUUACCUGAAGUUGUUCAUGUCAUACCGGAUAAGUUCUACAAGCCGGCAACAACUCGGACUUGGGACUACUUAGGUCUUUCUGCAGCCAAUCCAAAGAAUCUUCUAAAUGACGCUAAUAUGGGUGAACAGAUUAUCAUUGGUGUUAUGGACACAGGAGUAUGGCCAGAAUCUGAAGUCUUUAACGACAAUGGGAUGGGGCCAGUGCCGAGCCACUGGAAAGGAGGAUGUGAAUCAGGAGAGAAAUUCAACUCUUCUCACUGCAACAGAAAGCUCAUAGGAGCAAAGUACUUCAUCAAUGCCUUUCUUGCGGAGCACGAAAGGUUCAACGCAACAGAAUCACUUGACUUCAUCUCCCCUAGAGCCUAUAGUGGUCACGGAACGCAUGUUGCAACCAUAGCUGGCGGUUCGUACGUGCCCAAUACAAGCUACAAGGGGCUAGCUAGAGGGACUGUGAGAGGUGGUGCACCUCGUGCUCGUAUCGCAGUGUACAAGACUUGUUGGUAUCAUGAUGACCUAGAAGCAAAUAUCUGUUCUUCCGCUGACAUCUUGAAAGCAAUGGACGAGGCGAUUCAUGACGGUGUUGAUGUUAUGUCUCUUUCUUUAGGCUAUGAGCCUCUGUUUCAAGAAACCGAUGUUCGAGAUGGGAUUUCCACUGGUGCAUUCCAUGCAGUCUUGAAUGGUAUCACAGUUGUUUGUGCGGCUGGUAACGCAGGCCCAGCGGCUUAUACCGUCGCAAACUUGGCUCCUUGGAUCAUCACAGUGGCUGCAACUUCUCUAGACCGGUCCUUUGCCACUCCUAUGACACUUGGGAACAAUAAAGUCAUAUUGGGUCAAGCAAUGUACACAGGUCAAGAACUUGGCUUCACUAGCUUGGUUUUUCCAGAGAAUCUAGGGAGUGGUAGCAACGAGGUUAUUUCUAGUACCUGUGAGCUUACUCUCAUCAAUGGUAAUCUUAAAAUGGAAGGGAAAGUUGUGUUGUGUUUCACAACAUCACCUUUCGACACUGCUGUAUCGAGUGCUGCUAGUUAUGUCAAGAGAGCCGGCGGUCUCGGUGUGAUCGUCGCAAGACAUCCAGUCAACAUUCUCCGGCCAUGUCUAGAUGAUUUCCCUUGUGUUGUUGUUGACUACGAGCUCGGGACUGACAUACUUCUUUACAUACGUUCCACUGAAUCUCCUGUUGUAAAGAUACAACCUUCAAGAACACUCAUUGGACAACCAGUUGGUACAAAGGUUGCAGCUUUCUCAUCAAGAGGGCCUAAUCCAAUAUCAGCAGCGAUCCUUAAACCGGAUAUUGCAGCACCUGGAGUGAGCAUAUUAGCUGCUACAACCACCAAUGCUCCUUUCAACGACAGAGGAUUCAUUUUCUUGUCAGGAACAUCAAUGGCGACUCCGACCAUUUCAGGAGUUAUUGCACUUCUCAAAGCUCUUCACCGUGAUUGGUCUCCUGCUGCCUUUAGAUCAGCCAUUGUCACUACAGCUUGGAGAACAGAUCCAUUUGGAGAAGAGAUUUUUGCAGAAGGAUCACCUCGGAAGCUAGCUGAUCCGUUUGACUAUGGUGGAGGUCUUGUGAAUCCAGAGAAAGCAGCAAAGCCAGGUCUUGUCUAUGACAUGGGCCUUGAAGACUAUGUUCUCUACAUGUGCUCUGUUGGUUACAAUGAGUCAUCAAUCUCUCAGCUUGUCGGAAGAAGAACAGUUUGCUCGCAUCCUAGACCUUCUGUUCUUGAUUUCAACUUGCCUUCCAUCACAAUCCCAAACCUUAAAGAAGAAGUUACUCUCACAAGAAUCCUCACUAACGUUGGACCAAUCAACUCGGUCUAUAGAGUAGCCGUUGAGCCACCAUUGGGAGUUCGCGUGACCGUCACGCCAGAGACUUUAGUAUUCGACUCUACAGCCAAAAGGGUCUCUUUUAAAGUGAGGGUCUCGACCAAACACAGAAUCAAUACAGGUUACUACUUUGGAAGCUUGACUUGGAGCGACUCUGUGCAUAAUGUCACCAUUCCUCUGUCUGUGAGAACUCAGAUUCUGCCUUACUUCUACGAUGAGAACUGA